CUUCACUACGUGUGUCCUUCAGUCGUGCCAGUCUACAGGGUUCCACAGUCUCGUCUUACAACAGGGAAGGAUGGCUGCCGACCACCCAAAGUUUGAUGACAAACAAAAGGAUCUGUUCAAGAAAUGCUUUCAGAUGCUUGAUAAAGACAAAGAUGGCUUCCUCCUGUCACGUGACCUGGGCAAGGCAAUGAUGUCACUCGGGAUCAAACCUAUGCCAUCAGACACAGCUCUGAAGGCCUCCCUGGUGGCGUAUGACCUGGACGAAAACGACAUGAUGGACUUCGAGGAGUUUCUGAAUUUUAUGUUCUUCCUCAAACAAGUGUUGACGCCCGACUCCCAGUUCGCGAGAGAGACGUUCAUAAAGCAUGACAAGGACGGAAAUGGAGUAUUGGACAAAGCAGAGCUGAAAGAAGCCAUAAAAUCUCUGGGCAGGGUGCACAACGACAAGACCAUCGACCUUAUGGUCAAGAUGGCGGACAAGAAUGGUGAUGACGUCAUCCAAUACGAAGAGUUCGUGCAGAUGAUAACGCCACGAUCAAAGUAGACAGACAGACGACAAUUCCACGACACGUGUGCAUGUCGUAUUUGCUAAGAUGUGAUGUCUUACUUUUCAUUCAUUUCAUUUAUUCAUUUAUACAGGUUAGCAUAUCGCCAUUUUGGCGCUUUUCAAAGCUCCUUGUGACAUACAUAACAUAAUAAAAGGUAACUUAAGUACAAUCAAAGGGUAAUGAUAAAAGAAACGGAACAGACUAAUAAAGUACAUAAAACAUACGAAAUAAAUAUGACAAAUGAUAUAAAUGAUAAUGAAACUGAAUUUGCAUAUCAAAGCAAAAUGGAAAAUUAACAACACAUUAUAUUAACUUUUGAGUAAAGAAAAGGUAGUCUUGAAGACACUGAGUGUUCUUGCAUUUCUGACAUGAGGAGGAAGUGUGUUCCAGAGGACUGCACCGGAAAAAGAAAGCGAUCUCUUUUUGUACUGCAAGCGAGCUUUUGGUAG
This is a messenger RNA of Branchiostoma belcheri (Belcher's lancelet), 997 nucleotides long. RefSeq names its product calmodulin-beta-like. Gene Ontology annotation, molecular function: calcium ion binding; enzyme regulator activity. The coding region runs from base 71 to 544 and encodes 157 amino acids. The record is from RefSeq and is a predicted model, not a curated record. Lineage: Eukaryota; Metazoa; Chordata; Leptocardii; Amphioxiformes; Branchiostomatidae. The transcript is spliced from 5 exons.